GCUGUGCCACGGGCGCCAGCUCUCCAACCCCCUUCCUUCCGAGGAUGGCGCAGAAGGAGAACGCCUACCCCUGGCCCUACGGCCGGCAGACGACUCAGGCUGGCCUGAACACCCUGCCCCAGCGAGCCCUCCGGAAGGACCCUGCCACACCGUCUGCACUUGUCCUCAUGAGCCGCUCCAACACCCAGCCCACAGCUGCCCCUGGCCAGAAGGUGGUGGAGAACAGCAGUGGGACCCCCAACUUCCCAACGCGCUCCUUCACCAUCGACGACUUUGAGAUCGGGCGUCCUCUGGGCAAAGGCAAGUUUGGAAAUGUGUACUUGGCUCGAGAGAAGAAAAGCCAUUUCAUCGUGGCUCUCAAGGUCCUCUUCAAGUCUCAGAUAGAAAAAGAGGGCGUGGAGCACCAGCUGCGCAGGGAGAUCGAAAUCCAGGCCCAUCUGCAGCAUCCCAACAUCCUUCGUCUCUACAACUAUUUCUACGACCGGCGAAGGAUCUACUUGAUUCUGGAGUACGCCCCCCGCGGGGAGCUCUACAAGGAGCUGCAGAAGAGCCGCACCUUCGACGAGCAGCGCACAGCCACGAUCAUGGAGGAGCUGGCCGAUGCACUGAUGUACUGCCACGGGAAGAAGGUGAUUCACAGAGACAUAAAGCCGGAGAACCUGCUCCUGGGGCUCCAGGGAGAGCUCAAGAUCGCGGACUUCGGCUGGUCCGUGCAUGCCCCGUCCCUGAGGAGGAAGACGAUGUGCGGGACAUUGGACUACCUGCCCCCGGAAAUGAUCGAGGGCCGCACGCACAACGAGAAGGUGGAUCUCUGGUGCAUCGGGGUCCUCUGCUACGAGCUGCUGGUGGGAAACCCGCCCUUCGAGAGCGCUUCCCACAAUGAGACCUAUCGACGCAUCGUCAAGGUGGACCUGAAGUUCCCCGCCUCCGUGCCCUCGGGAGCCCAGGACCUCAUCUCCAAGCUGCUCAGGCACAACCCCUCUGAACGGCUGCCCCUGGCCCAGGUCUCCGCGCAUCCUUGGGUCCAGGCCCACUCCCGGAGGGUGCUGCCUCCCUCUGCCCUCCAGGCUGUCCCCUGACUUGCUGCUCUCGUUGAUUCAGUUGUGUCUGUUUGUGUUCCUGUAUACGUGGAGUCGGAAGGAGGGGCACCUGGCCUGUUCCCUUACCUGUCUUCUACCCCCUGUGUAUUUAAUAAAGGCUGAAGCUUUUUGUACCGAUGA
Molecule: messenger RNA, 1220 nt
Organism: Lontra canadensis (Northern American river otter)
Lineage: Eukaryota; Metazoa; Chordata; Mammalia; Carnivora; Mustelidae
Gene: AURKB
Product: aurora kinase B
Biological process (GO): mitotic spindle organization; protein phosphorylation; regulation of cytokinesis
Cellular component (GO): spindle pole centrosome; spindle microtubule; chromosome passenger complex
Molecular function (GO): protein kinase activity; ATP binding
Source: RefSeq, a predicted model, not a curated record